AACCAAGCUGUAUACUCCUUAUACAAGUUUAAAACGAAAGUAAAAAAAAAUGUUGAUUUUUAUGGAUAAUUGACAGGAAAUAAUCACAAAAGAUAUGACGACUGCCCAGGGACAGGACAUUAUUCGCUGUCAAUUGUGUUCUUACCCCGUGGAACACCACUGUAAUCUUUGUCAUAUUGACCUCUGUCCCUCAUGCAUACCAAAACAUAUGGCUGAUAAAUCAAGGAAACAUGAAGUUGUAGAAUACACUUCCAAAAAAGAACACACAUUUAUUAUUCCAUCAUGUCUUACACACAAGAAAUACCAAUGUGAGACGUAUUGCAAAGACUGUAAAAUACCAAUAUGUCUUCAGUGCCUCAUGGGUUCACAUAAAAAGCAUGAUUUUACUGAUAUCAAUGCUAUUCUCCAAGAACAUAAACAAAAACUUAUAUCUGACACAGAAGAACUGGAAAAUACAAUUGUUCCAAAAUACAGAAACAUCAAUCAAGGUACAACUGCUGAAUUUGACAAAGUACUUUCUGCCAUUAAAGAACAAGAACAUAGAAUCUGCAAAGCUGUACAGAGAAAAAGCACUCAGCUUACAGAACAAGUAAGCAGUCAAAAGAAAGAAGCUAUAAGAAAGAACAAAGAAAGCCAGUAUUCAGCACAAAAAGCUGCGAAAGAAAUCAAUCAAAUUGUUAAAGAAAAUAAAGAUAUUCUUAAGGGUAAUGAUGUCACAGCCAUACUUAACUAUCAAUCAAGGAACAAGGAUUUCCAAAAAGGCCCUCAAUUACCAAGUUUUUCUUCUCCAGAGUUACUCCCUGGUAUCAUAAAAGAAAACCAAAUUGCAGAAAUGUUUGGCUUUCUUCAGACUCGGGAUGAACAGCAGAAAAAGCAAAGACUGCUGAAAAUGAUGGAUGACCCUGUGGUACUAUACACAAUAGAAAGUCCUUAUGGACACCAUCGUAAUUUUUUUCAGAGAUUAGAUCGUCUGCCUCAGCUGUGGAGAGUGCAGUGUAUGGGGAAAAAUAAGAUCUUGACAAGUGGAAAUGACAGAACAAUCAAAGAGAUAGACAGGACUGGAUCUAUUCUACAAACUAUUCAUACUAAUGAAAAUGUAUGGGCAUUAACAAUUAAUGCAAAACUGGAAUCAGUGUUUACCUUAAGUAAUGUUUCUCAAAAACAAACAGACAUAUAUAUUUAUGAAAGGAACAAAGUUAAUGUAUUAUUAAGCACACUUGUCUGGUUUCCCGUUGGUCUACAUUAUACAGUAAAUGGAAAUCUACUGGUGAGUAUGCGAUCUACGGAUAUGAAGAUGAGUAGAGUGGUGAGAUACUCAGGGACCAAAGAGACACAGAUGAUUCAGUAUGAUACUCAAGGACAACCUCUGUUUUCUACUGAUGCUUUGAGUGUGCUUCUUCUGACUGAGAAUGGCAAUGAUGAUAUAUGUGUUGCUGAUUGUGCUGGGAAGGCAGUCAUUGUGGUGGAUUCAUCUGGGGGACUACGAUUCAAGUAUAAAGGCAAUAUCACUUUACAAUCAAAAUGCACAGAAUUUAAACCAUUUCACAUUGCGACUGAUGUCAUUACUCAAAUACUGAUAAGUGACGACCCAAACAUAGUCCACAUUAUAGACUGUGAUGGUAACUUUGUCCGCUAUAUAGACCAUCCGUGUAGUGGAGGACUCAGUAUUGAUACUGAUCACAAUCUUGUGACUGGAGACGAAUAUUCAGGAAUUAUUCAAAUGCAAGGCAAAGACUCCAGUAAAAAAUGA
Saccostrea cuccullata (small rock oyster) is the source of this 1750-nucleotide messenger RNA. RefSeq names its product E3 ubiquitin-protein ligase TRIM9-like. Gene Ontology annotation, molecular function: zinc ion binding. The transcript has 3 exons. NCBI's taxonomy places the organism in Eukaryota, Metazoa, Mollusca, Bivalvia, Ostreida, Ostreidae. The coding region runs from base 95 to 1750 and encodes 551 amino acids. The record is from RefSeq and is a predicted model, not a curated record.